GCUCCAUCUGCGCAGUCUCAGAUGAACUAGGCAAAGAGUGCGAGUACCUCGUGGGAGCGUGCAGGCUGCGUAUUCGCCCAAGCAGAAGACUUGGGGAAGAUUGUAGAGAAAUAGGAAAAGAAGAAUAGCCAAUAUUAGAAAUGUUGGUGUUGUUUGAGACCGCGGCCGGCUAUGCAAUUUUCAAAGUGCUGGACGAGCAGAAGGUCCAGCAGGUGGACAGUCUGUGGAAGGAGUUUGAAACUCCCGAGAAGGCCAAUAAAAUAGUGAAACUGAAACAUUUUGAGAAGUUCCAGGAUACCACAGAAGCCUUGGCAGCUGCCACCGCGCUGGUGGAGGGCAAAAUGGGAAAGACGCUGAAGAAAGUGCUGAAGAAGGUGGUGGCCAAAGAGGCGCACGAACAGCUGGCCAUCACCGAUGCCAAAUUGGGCGGAGUCAUCAAAGACAAGCUGAACCUGAGCUGUGUGCACAGCCCGGCUGUGUCGGAGCUGAUGAGGGGCAUCAGGAACCAGAUGGAGGGGCUCAUCACGGGACUGCCCCCCCGGGAGAUAAGCGCCAUGUCCCUGGGGCUGGCACACAGCCUGUCUCGAUACAAGCUCAAGUUCAGCCCCGACAAAGUGGACACCAUGAUCGUCCAGGCCAUCUCCCUUCUGGACGACCUGGACAAGGAGCUGAACAACUACAUCAUGCGCUGCAGGGAGUGGUACGGCUGGCACUUCCCCGAGCUGGGCAAGAUCAUCACGGACAACCUGGCCUACUGCAAGAGCGUGCGAAAGCUCGGUGACCGAACCAACGUGGCGACCACCGACCUUUCCGACAUCCUGCCAGAGGAGGUGGAGGCCGAGGUCAAGCUGGCGGCGGAGAUCUCCAUGGGAACGGAGGUGUCGGAGCAGGACAUCGGCAACAUCAUGCACCUGUGCGACCAGGUGAUCGAGAUCACGGAGUACCGCAGCCAGCUGUACGACUACCUGAAGAACCGCAUGAUGGCCAUCGCGCCCAACCUGACGGUGAUGGUGGGGGAGCUGGUGGGCGCCAGGCUCAUCUCCCACGCAGGCUCUCUGUUGAAUUUGGCCAAGCACCCGGCCUCCACGGUGCAGAUCCUGGGCGCGGAGAAGGCCCUGUUUCGGGCCCUGAAGACUCGCCGGGACACCCCCAAAUACGGGCUCAUUUACCACGCCUCCCUGGUGGGACAGACCACCGCCAAGAACAAGGGCAAGAUCUCCAGGAUGCUGGCCGCCAAGGCGUCGCUGGCCAUCCGUUACGACGCGCUGGCGGAGGACGCCACCGCGGAGAUGGGCGUGGAGAACCGCGCCAAGCUGGAGGCCAGACUGCGGCACUUGGAGGAGAAGGGGAUCCGGCGCAUCAGUGGAACAGGCAAAGCCACGGCCAGAGCGGACAAGUACCAGCACAAGAGCGACGUCAGGGUGUACGACCCCUCCGGGGACUCCACGCUGCCCUCCGGCUCCAAAAAGAGGAAGUUUGAGGAAGUGGAUCCGGAGGCCGAGGCGGAGGUGGAGGAGGCCAAGCCGGCUGAAGCCAAGGCCAAGAAGCCCAAGAAGGAAGCGGCAGCCGAGGAACCCGAGGCAGCGGCGGAAGAGACAGAGGAACCUCCAAAGAAAAAGAAGAAAAAGAAAGAGAAGAGACAGGCGGAGGAGGCGGCAGCAGCAGAGGAGGUGAUGGAGGAGGUCGAAGAGGAAGAGGAGGUCGCAGCAGAAGAGACAACAGAAAAGAAGAAAAAGAAGAAGAAAAAGAAGGUCAAGGAGGAGGAAGAGGACUGAGGGAGAAAUUUUUCGUUUUUUGUUUAGAUUUUUGUUAUACCUGCCCGGGUUCUCUUCCUGAAAGACAGAAACUGCAGAACAGACCCCCGGAUAUCACUGUACCUUCUACACAUGGCUUCAUCGUACACGAUCGCUAACAAAGCUACAAUGUUUUAUUACCCCCCCCCCCACUUAAAAUCUCAAGUCACCCAGUGGGGGAAAAAAGACUGAUUUAAGGAUGUUUGUGUAGGAUCAUAUGCUUUUGACCUGAAUCAAAAGAUUGCCAUUGCCAUGCAUCAUGUCUGGUCUGCAUUUUUUAUGUUCCCUUUUGUAAUAUAGGUGCUUGAUUAAAUUAGCAAAGAACAUCAGUCGGAAGUUUCCAGAAGAACGUGUAAGCCGACCUUGGUAUAUACACACGGUUCUGCACUGUAUAUUUUUUUUUUCCUUCUAGAUUUCAAAUAAAUGUUUGUACAUUUCCACACACAGACGUUAAUUCCGAAAUUAGCCGUAUGUCUUUUGGUGCAUUAAAAGCCUUUAUUUUAAA
Molecule: messenger RNA, 2298 nt
Organism: Anguilla rostrata (American eel)
Lineage: Eukaryota; Metazoa; Chordata; Actinopteri; Anguilliformes; Anguillidae
Gene: nop58
Product: NOP58 ribonucleoprotein homolog (yeast)
Exons: 15
Coding region: 141-1775 (544 amino acids)
Cellular component (GO): box C/D methylation guide snoRNP complex; small-subunit processome
Molecular function (GO): snoRNA binding
Source: RefSeq, a predicted model, not a curated record